CGCAUUAUAGAAAAGAAAACGCAAGUUGGGAUAAUUUAUUUUUGUCGUAUAAAUAACUCUUUAUUCAACAUUGUCGGCAAAAUUAUUCCCAUUUCUUUCUCAUAAAUUAGGGUUUGCGUAGUCUCGUCUCUCUUCCUCUCUUUCCUUCCCUGCGUGUAAUCUCGAAUCAGGCACAGAGAGAGAGAGAUGGGUGGAGGAAACGCACAGAAAUCAAAGAUGGCUCGUGAGAAAAAUCUCGAGAAGGCAAGGCAGGCUGGAAAAGGAAGCCAAUUGGAAGCAAACAAGAAAGCUAUGUCGAUUCAGUGCAAGGUUUGUAUGCAAACAUUCAUCUGCACAACCUCGGAAGUGAAAUGCAGGGAGCACGCUGAGGCCAAGCAUCCGAAGGCCGAUGUUGUCGCUUGCUUCCCACAUCUCAAGAAGUGAUGAAACUAUAAAAAAGGAUUCCAAUGUAAAUGUAUGGAUCCUUCUUCUACUAUGUUUGUAUUAUCAAAGUCUUAAGUGUCUUGUGUCAACAAGAUUAAUGGUUCUGUUUCUCUUUCUACCUAAAGACCUUUUUCAACAAUAAGUCUCUUGCUGUUAUAAUUAUAUCAUGAAUGGAACUUCUUCUGAUGGUUUUUA
Brassica rapa (field mustard) is the source of this 618-nucleotide messenger RNA. RefSeq lists its product as uncharacterized. Lineage: Eukaryota; Viridiplantae; Streptophyta; Magnoliopsida; Brassicales; Brassicaceae. The record is from RefSeq and is a predicted model, not a curated record.